Messenger RNA from Photinus pyralis (common eastern firefly), 932 nucleotides. Its product is annotated as THAP domain-containing protein 6-like. Lineage: Eukaryota; Metazoa; Arthropoda; Insecta; Coleoptera; Lampyridae. The transcript has 3 exons. The record is from RefSeq and is a predicted model, not a curated record. Bases 123 to 755 code for a protein of 210 amino acids.
AUGUGUUUAUUGUAAACCAUGCUCAAGUUGUUGACAAGAGAGAGGGCGGCGGAAGUCGGCCAUUUACAAAGACCACUUAUGACACUGAUGUUUUGUUGUGGCUUUUCGAGUGACAGAAAAUAAUGGUUAGUUGUUCGUCUUGUGGUUGUAGUAAAUCGGCAAAAAAUAAAAGUUUGGGAAUUACAUUUCACGUCUUUCCGAAAGAUGUACAAAUAAGAAAAGCUUGGAUCGAAUUUGUAAACAAGGAAGGAUGGGUACCCAUAGGCAUAAGUUAUUUAUGUUCUCAACAUUUUGGUGAACAACAAUUUGAUCGAACAUCCAUGCUCAAAGUGAGAUUGCAACCAAAUGCUGUUCCUACCGUGGAAGUUACACGAUUAAAAUAUGAAAGGUCUCUUAAUUCUAUUCACACAGUAGUAAAAGUAGAAAAAGAAAAUGCCGUGCUUGUCACGCCUGGCCCUUCGAGAGAAGAGAAGUUUCCUACAUCGGUACUAGCAACUCCAGUUUGCUCUCAACAGUUGCAAGAAGAUACUCCUCGUAAUAGAGCGUUGAAAAGGAAGAUAUCUGAAUUACAAAGAAGGGAAGUUUUAAAAAACCAAAAAGUUCGAAAACUGCAAAAAAUAAUAUGGCGACAAAAGAGACGUAUUUCAGUUUUAAGCACAAUGCUAGCUGAAUUCAAAAAGAAAACUAUAAUCUUGGAAGAACACGAAACUGUUGAAGAUAUUAUUCAAAGGCUCUUUCAAAAAACUAGUAGAUAGUCUACAAGUAAAAAGCAAUCAUGAGAGCGUUUGCUGUAACGACUGUAGGUAAUCAAAAACUGAGUUUAGUUACUUAGGUUACUGAAAGACUUUGGAGUGCUUAUAACUAAUAUUACUUUUGAUAGAGCUACUACUAACUAGCAUAAAGUGCAACUUAUUAAACUGCUAAUAUAAUGA